AUGGCACGACGCCAGUUGAAUAUAAACGAGAAGACAUGGAUUGUCAAACACAUGUAUCGACUUGAAUAUCCAAUUAAUGUGCAACGAUUAUGGUCUAAGGAAAUCAAUAAUAAUCCUCCAGAUCGAAAGACGAUAAGAUCACUUAUGAACAAAUUUGAACAGACUGGUUCGGUACUCAAUAUUGAUUUACCUGGUAGACCAGUAUCAGUUACUACUCAAGCUACAAAAGAUGAAAUUUCAUCGAUUUUAGAAAAGGAACCUCGAACGUCGACUCGUCAAAUGAGUACAGACUUAAAUAUUUCAAGAACUUCGGUUCGACGUAUCUACAAGUCUAUGGGGUUUAAGCCAUAUAUUCCUAGACUGGUUCAUGAGCUUAAUGAAGAUGAUUUUGAUCGACGAAUUGAAUAUUGCGAAACGUUUUUAUCGCUCCUGAAAAACGAACCCAAUCUUAUCCAUCGUGUGAUCUGGUCGGAUGAAGCAGUAUUUAAACUUAACGGGCACAUUAAUCGUCAUAAUUCUGUCUAUUGGGCAACUCAAAAUCCAAAUGUUACCAUUGAGCACACAAUGCAAACAGAAGGGCUUAUUGUAUGGGCUGGAAUUUGGUCUGAGGGCGUGAUCGGACCUUACUUCUUCGACGACACGGUGACUGGUCAAAGUUAUAUCAAAAUGUUGAAUGAUUACUUCUAUCCAUUAUUUCAUGAUUUACCAGAUAACGUAUCAUUUUUUUUCAUGCACGAUGGCGCGCCAGCACAUUAUGCAUCUAAUGUUCGAGACUGGUUAGACGAAAAUUUUCCAGGCAGAUGGAUUGGUCGUCGUGGUGCGCUUGAUUGGCCCGCUCGAUCGCCUGAUCUCACUCCUGCUGACUAUUUUUUGUGGGGUUAUCUGAAAGACAUUGUUUACCAAAACAAGCGUCGAACUUUAUCCAGUCUCAAACAAUCAAUUAUCUCAGCUUUUUCUACAAUAGAUUCUGAUCUGUGCAAGAAAGUUUGUGAUUCGGUGCCAGAAAGACUUCAAAAGUGCAUCGAUGUUAAUGGACAUCAAUUUGAACAUUUGAAUUAA
Messenger RNA from Rotaria sp. Silwood2, 1059 nucleotides. The record is from the annotation of a GenBank genome assembly. Lineage: Eukaryota; Metazoa; Rotifera; Eurotatoria; Philodinida; Philodinidae.